Messenger RNA from Perca flavescens (yellow perch), 393 nucleotides. Its product is annotated as forkhead box protein N5-like. Gene Ontology annotation, molecular function: DNA-binding transcription factor activity; sequence-specific double-stranded DNA binding. The record is from RefSeq and is a predicted model, not a curated record. NCBI's taxonomy places the organism in Eukaryota, Metazoa, Chordata, Actinopteri, Perciformes, Percidae. Gene Ontology annotation, cellular component: nucleus. Gene Ontology annotation, biological process: regulation of DNA-templated transcription. The transcript is spliced from 4 exons. Bases 1 to 393 code for a protein of 130 amino acids.
AUGAAGCUGGAAAUGGACCCAGUGGACUUCCAGCAGAUUUACAACUUCACCAGAGAGCUCUUCCCCUUCUUUCAGACGGCGCCAGACGGCUGGAAGAACACCAUCCGCCACAACCUGUGCUUCAACAACAGCUUCCGCAAAACCUGCCACCAGGUGUUCAGAGAUGGCAAGAGGAAGUCGUGCUUCUGGCACCUAACUCUGGAUGGCCACCGCCGGCUAAAGGACGAGAUCCGCACAUUGACGGGAGAAUCCCUCAAGCAGCUGGAGAGGAGCAUGUCGCGCCCAGAUGUAAUUCAGAGUUUGUUUGCACUGACUGCAGGUGUAGAAGCUUCUGGAUUCCUCUCCGUGGGAGUCGGCAGAACUUCCUACUCUGAGCAGGAAGGAUGCCAGUGA